AUGCCCCAACACGGAGUCUGUACGCAGGUCUCGCCCGAAUGUCCCGCCUCAGCGACAACCCUAGGCUACGCCCCUAAUCUGGGCGCAAACGUCUUCUUCACGGUAGCCUACGGAAUCUGUGCUCUAUUUACGAUUGCCAUUGCAGUAUGGAAGCGCACAUGGGCGUUUGGCUUCACGGCUGGAUCAGGAUUUAUACUUGAGAUGGUUGGAUACAUCGGUCGAAUUCUCCUGCAUUACAAUGCCUGGAAUCUGAGCGGCUUCAAAAUGGACCUGGUCUGCAUCAUCAUUGCACCCACCCUGAUCUGUGCCGGUAUAUAUCUUACGCUCAAACACGUUGCGCGCACCGUAGCACCAACCCAUUCACGCAUCACCCCACGCCUAUAUACCUGGAUCUUCAUCCCCUUUGACGUUUUCUGCCUGCUUCUCCAAGCUGCCGGUGGCGUCGUCGAUGCCGCAGCCGCAGAUUCGUCGACGAUGAACGAGUCCCUGCUGAAAACGGGCGACAAUAUCAUGAUAGCGGGCAUUGCAUUGCAAGUGGUGAAUUUGAUUGUAUUCGGGCUCUUUUCGCUGGAUUUCUGGGUUGCGUCGAGAAAGCAUUUCAAGGGUCUUGCGCAGAAGGAUUCUACUUCCGCUGAGGCUUCUGCGGAGGCUCGCAUUUGGUUUUCGCGACGGUUUCGUGUGUUUUGUGCGGCUGUUGCAUGUGCCUAUGCGGGCAUUUUGGUUAGAUGUGUCUAUCGUAUCGCCGAGAUGGCUGGUGGCUGGGGAAACCCAGUCAUGCAAAACGAGGUCCUCUUCUAUAUCCUUGAGGGAGCUAUGGUCGUCUAUCCUGCCAUCCUCCUUACAAUAUUCGCACCAGGCUUCUUCUUCCCCGAGAUGGGGACAAAGCCCGUUCAACAAUCUCCUACCGCUACUGAUGUUGAUGCCGGCGAUGUCGGAGAAGGAGAAGGAGAGGAAUAUAGAAUGAUGACUUCUGAGGAGCGGAUUAUGUCUUCAGAAUAA
Messenger RNA from Talaromyces atroroseus, 999 nucleotides. RefSeq lists its product as hypothetical. Bases 1 to 999 code for a protein of 332 amino acids. Gene Ontology annotation, cellular component: fungal-type vacuole; plasma membrane. The record is from RefSeq and is a predicted model, not a curated record. The transcript has 5 exons. Lineage: Eukaryota; Fungi; Ascomycota; Eurotiomycetes; Eurotiales; Trichocomaceae.